Messenger RNA from Trichoderma citrinoviride, 879 nucleotides. Its product is annotated as V-type ATPase. Gene Ontology annotation, molecular function: proton-transporting ATPase activity, rotational mechanism. The annotation marks the transcript as partial. The transcript has 4 exons. The record is from RefSeq and is a predicted model, not a curated record. Gene Ontology annotation, biological process: proton transmembrane transport. NCBI's taxonomy places the organism in Eukaryota, Fungi, Ascomycota, Sordariomycetes, Hypocreales, Hypocreaceae. Gene Ontology annotation, cellular component: proton-transporting V-type ATPase, V0 domain.
UAGCUUCUCACCACUCCCAACGACGCCCUCGUCUUUCGCCGUCUCACACAGAUUAUCGCUUCGAUAACCCGCCAUCGCCACAAUGUCUACCGAACUUUGCCCCGUCUACGCGGUCAGUAACCACCACCCGUUCCUAUUCGUACCAACGACGUCACCGAGAAAUACCCGCGGCGACAUCGAGCCAAACCAUCGCCAUCCAAGACUUGGCUCUCCGAUAUGAUAGACAGACUCGCUAACACGCUACACAGCCCUUCUUUGGUGCCAUGGGCUGCACCUGCGCCAUUGUCUUCACCUGCCUGGGUGCCUCCUACGGCACUGCCAAAUCUGGUGUUGGUAUUGCCGCCAUGGGUGUCCUCCGCCCUGACCUUAUCGUCAAAAACAUUGUUCCCGUCAUUAUGGCUGGUAUUAUUGGUAUCUACGGUCUCGUCGUCUCCGUCCUCAUCUCCGACGGUCUCAAGCAGGAUCUCCCUCUGUACACCGGUUUCAUUCAGUUCGGUGCUGGUCUCUCUGUCGGCCUUGCUGGUCUCGCUGCUGGUUUUGCCAUUGGUAUCGUCGGUGACGCCGGUGUCCGCGGAACUGCUCAACAGCCUCGUCUCUUUGUCGGAAUGAUCCUGAUCCUCAUUUUUGCCGAAGUCCUGGGUCUCUACGGUCUCAUUGUCGCCCUUCUGAUGAACUCAAAGGCCAGCCAGGAUGCUGUCUGCGCGUAGAACGAGUCAAUCCAUUUCCGGCCAAAAAACAAGACACAUUUGCCUUUGCCAACGUCGUUACCCUUGGUGUGAAAAAAACUGGUUUCUGGUCGAUAAGAUGAUAACUCGGAGUCGGAUGACGGUGUGAGAAGGAGCAAGCUUUCUUGGGGAAUGGCGAAUCAUGACGUCGGUU